This is a messenger RNA of Peniophora sp. CBMAI 1063, 3645 nucleotides long. The record is from the annotation of a GenBank genome assembly. NCBI's taxonomy places the organism in Eukaryota, Fungi, Basidiomycota, Agaricomycetes, Russulales, Peniophoraceae.
AUGUCCGAGAUUGCGGUGUACAACGUCAAUCCUUCCUCCACCAAACACGACGUUUCCCGUGCGCUGGCCGGCCUGCUGCACAAUCCCCCGUUCAGUACUCAUUGGCCGGUGCCUCUCAACUUCGACGUGGUCCUCAUACGUCCGAAAGGCCGUUCGCACGGUACUCAUGCGCACAACGGCACAGGAUAUGUGACAUUUCCUACUAUGGAGAUCGGGCACUUGUUCCUCCAGGCGUACGGGGCUCGUGGCUCUGGCCACUGGCCACAGAAGACCUGCACUGUCGGCGGUCGCCCUCUCGUCUUUCGAGUGAGCCGGGGAAUCCCUGACGCCAACGUCAUCAGGCGUCUCUUGCGGUGCCCGUACCAGGAUUCCAAAGCGCUGGAGGCCCAGGAACAGCGCAUGCAUGAGUUAUCUUCCCAGUCCGUGUCCGUCAAGACUGUUCAAUUCGGUUGGGACUGCCGCGACGGCACGUUCUCCGUCGAGUGGGAACGGGACGUCAACGACAAGGCCAUGCUUUGGUUCUCUGACGAGAAUAAGCAGCUCCGCCUUAGCAUUCGCCAUGGUCGUGGCGCAUUUCUUGUGGUCGGUAUCCGCCACGUCUCGAUCAACAGACUGUCAGCGUAUAAUCACGGAGAAUCGUCGGCCGUUUGGUUGAGCUUGAGCGUGCCGCCCCGAUUUGAGCUAGAGAGGAGUGGUACAGGCGCCCCAGGCACACGGGCACCUCCUCGCCAGCGUCUGUCCUGCCUUCCUUUCUCGGGGCAUGGGAGCGUAGCGCCAUAUACCGCCUUGGCCAUGCGCCUAGUUUUAACGUCGGCAAAGCAGUUGCAGAAGUUCAAACGACUGGCUGGGGUAGCCCAACUGCACUCCGUGCACACCUUCCAGGUUACCGUGGGAAGACGCGCAUUGUUCUCCCCCACUGUGCUCGAAGAGCUGCGUCUUUGGAUGCGACACUUCCCUUGGAGAGUCUCCUUCCAGAUAGAGGCGACCGUCAACAACUUGCUCGUCGAUGCGACUGAGAUGCUUCGCCUCAUCCCUCGUAUUGGAUCACUCAUGGCAAGCCAUGGAUCGAGGAAGGUGGCUAGCCUCUUGAAGCUCUUCCGUGAGCGCGUGGCUGGUUGGUGGGACAGAAGCGACGUACCUCCCUCUCAGAAGACUCUCGAAACAUGUUUCGGACGUGCAUUGGCCGAUUACGAGCUGCAGUCUUCGCUCCCUGACCCUGAUUCUACGGCGGAUGCGAAUGUUUUCUACAGCCACAAAGUGACAUUGACCGCUACAGGGAUGUUGUUAGAUGGCCCGUUUCGGGAACAGUCGAACAGAGUCCUGAGAACUUAUCCUCGAGAGCACCACGACUGCUUCAUCCGCGUGAGCUUCAUGGAUGAUGGCUCUGUUCCCUAUCGCUUCGACCGUGAAAUCGAUAGUCGAGGCUUCGUGCGAUCUCGCGUGGGGAAGGCGCUAAAGGAAGGUCUGGAGGUCGCCGGUAAGAGGUAUCAUUUCCUGGCGUACUCCCUAUCGGCUCUAAAGGAGCACACUGUAUGGUUUGUCAGACCAUUCGUGUGUAGUGACAGGCACGGAGAAACGAUACGUGUCGAUGCUGCGAGGGUCAUCGCGUCGCUUGGGACCUUCGACAAUGCAACCCGAGUGUGUCCUGCUCGUUACGCUGCGCGCAUAUCGCAGGCGUUCACUGCGACGGACCAAGCUGUCGUGGAAGUCGAGGAGAUCGUGUACGGACAGGACAUCAUGACACCAGAUGGGCGUUACUGUCAUACCGACGGGGUCGGCACGCUAUCUCUGGAACUCGCAGAACAAAUUUGGGCCGAGUUGCAGGAGCGAAAGCGUACGAAGCGGCGUAUCGACACUCCCAGAGCAUUUCAAGUACGCUUCCAAGGCUCGAAAGGGAUGCUUUCUGUCGACCACAAGUUGCGCGGCGCAGUCAUUGUGCUGAGGCCUUCGAUGAAGAAGUUCGAUGCACCAGACGAGCCCUACGUGGAGAUCGCGAGAGCUUUCGAUGGACCUAACGCGUACUUUCUUAACCGACCUCUUAUCAUGGUCCUCGAGGGACUCGGCGUGUCGUACGCCGUGUUCAAGAAGUACCAAGACGCGGCUGUCUCUGAGGUCAAAGGCUCUAUGCGCGAGAUAAUGAGCACCGCACAGCUUUUCGACAAGUACGGAUUGGGCACUAGCUUCAGAGCAUCAUCCGUUCUGAACAAUCUAUCAAAGCUAGGCGUCGAUCAUCUCGUCGGGGACAAGUUCUACGACAGAUCGCUGGUGUUCGCGGUCAAUCAUAUCCUUCGUGACCUUAAGAAUCACGCGCGCAUCCCUGUAUCAAAAGGCUACACUCUCGUCGGAGUUGCCGAUGUGCACGGCGCCCUGUGGGGAAGCGAGGUGUACGCGUGCGUGCGUAAUAGAGAUGGUACAUUGACCUACCUCGAGGGCGACGUUCUCAUCUCUCGCUCUCCUACCUGCCACCCCGGAGACGUGCAGAUAGCUACCGCCAUUGGUCGCCCGCCAACCGGGAGUUCCUUUGCAAGAGAGCCUUUACCAAAUAUGAUCGUAUUCUCCACACGCGGACGGCGACCAUUGCCCUCAUGCCUGGGCGGAGGAGAUCUGGACGGCGACUUGUACAAUAUCAUUCCAUUGAAGGACUGCCCAGAGUUUAGGCCCCAGAUGAUCAGCGAACCUGCAGCUUACGACCCUGCACCGAGGAGGGUGCUCAACAGGCCCAGCACCAUGGCUGACGUCGCUGACUUUGUAGUUGACUACAUCAACUCCGAUGUUCUGGGCUUGAUCGCGACCAAUUGGCUGAUCACGGCUGAUCAAAGCCCGGACCACGUCUUCGACUCGAACUGUAUGAUCCUGUCGCAACUGCACAGUGAUGCGGUCGACUAUCAAAAGUCGGGACAAGCCGUCGCAGUGGACAGGAUACCGAGACUCAGGUACAGCGCUCGACCAGACUGGAGUGCGCCGGAAACAGUGAAUGCUGCGAGUUCCACAACGCACUAUAAAAGUCGUCGUGCACUCGGUCGUUUGUAUCGGCGGAUUGACUUGCCCGACGUCGACCCUGCCAGGGAGGAACAUCGCCAGCAGCAACGACAGAGGCGGACUAGGAACCUCGAUGUAGACGAUCUUGCCGAGGGGCUUGCCGACAUCGCGCUGGAUGCCGACGAAGACCCCGUUCAUCUGACAAUACGGCAGCGGGUCAACAGCUUCAUAGAUACAGACGAAGAGGCACCUCAGCGCGUGCGGGACACUGUCGCCCAGCUCUUCCGGUAUCACGCAGGAGAGCUGCAGGGUAUCUGCGCGACGCAUGUGCUGUCGCAUCGUCGAACUUCUACAUUGACGGAGGAGGAGGUAUUCGUCGGCACUAUCAUCGAGAAGACAAGCUUGCUGCGAAAGCGAAGGGAGACCAUGGCGACUAUGCGCGAGCACACGGACUACCUCGUUCGUCAUAUUCGCUCUCAGCUUGCCGCCACGGAGGAAGAGCCGCUGUCGACAGGUUUACGGCGUGGUUGGGCCGCGUGGCAGCUGUCCUUGGCUGAGCAUAAGCUGUUUGGUGCAAAGACCUUUGGUUGGGUUGCACUUGGUUCGAUCUUCGAUACGAUGAAGGAAAUGGAAGAGGCGGAGAACGAUGUACGAAGUAUAUGGUAG